ACCACCUCACCCCCAUCGCCCGUCUCCCCCACGAGGUGUAUAAAACCGCCGCUCUUCAAGGAAGUAAAGCAGACGGCAAGAAGUCAGCGGCAAGAAAAACCUUUUGCAUCCUCAUCACUCCUCAGCAGCAGCAGCAGCAGCAGCAGCAGGUAACGUGAAGAUGCCGACCCACGAAGCCUUCGAGUCGGCGGGGAAGCGUCCCGGCCUUCAGAUUUGGCGCGUGGAGAAGAUGGACUUGGGGGAAGUCCCCGCCCAACUGCACGGAAGCUUCUUCAUGGGGGAUUCCUACAUCGUCCUCCACACCAGCCCCGCCCAGUCUUACAACGUGCACGCUUGGAUCGGCGAGCAGACGUCCCUGGACGAGAAAAUCGCCGCCACCAUUUUGAUGGUGCAGCUGGACGACCGCCUGAAAGGCGCCGCCGUUCAGUUCACCGAGUACCAGGGGGAAGAGUCGGUGGACUUCCUCGGAUACUUCAAAAAGGGACUCAAGUACCAGAAAGGGGGCGUGGCCUCCGGCUUCCAAAACGUGGUGCCCAACGAGGCGGACGUCAAGCGUCUGCUGCACGUGAAAGGGCGCCAGCGGGUGCGCGCCACCGAGGUGGACCUGACCUGGGCCAGCUUCAACAAGGGCGACUGCUUCAUCAUCGACCUGGGCAAGAACAUCUACCACUGGUCGGGUAGCGAGAGCAACCGCUACGAGCGCUUGAAGACCACGCAGCUCGCCCUCGACAUCCGAGACAACGAGCGGCGAGGGCGCGCCCAGGUGCACAUGAUCGACGAGGGAGACGAGCCCGAGGAGGUCGUCAAGGUUCUGGGAGCGAAGCCCGACCUGCCUCCGGGACCUUCCGAUGCGCACGCGGCGCAGACGGACAGACAUCCGGCGUCGCUCUACAUGGUGUCCAACGCUACGGGCAAGAUGACGGUGAAGGAGGUGGCCCCGAGGAACCCCUUCAAGCAGGCCACGCUUUCCAGCAGUGAGUGCUACAUCCUGGACAACGGCCAAGAUCACAAGAUCUUCUUCUGGAAAGGUCGCGACUCCAACGCGGAAGAGCGCAAAGCCGCGCUGAGCACGGCCGACAAGUUCAUCAAGGACAAGAACUACUCGGCCAAGUGUCAGGUCCAGGUUCUGCCGCAAGGGGCCGAGAGCACCCUGUUCAAGGACUUCUUUGAGAACUGGAUGGACAAAGACGAGAGCACGGGUGUGAGUCAGGCGCACGCCAAGGGCAGAAUCGCCCGGGUUCAACAGAUCCCUUUCGACGCCUCCGGUCUCCACGGCAACAAGGUCAUGGCCGCGCAGCACGGCAUGCCCGACGACGGAUCGGGGAAAGUGCAGGUGUGGCGCGUGGAGGGCGGCGACAAGGUUCCGGUGGACGCGGCCGCCCUUGGCCAGUUCUUCGGCGGCGACUGCUACCUGCUGCUGUACUCGUACAAGUUGGACGGCAGAGAGAAGCACAUCAUCUACAUCUGGCAAGGAAUCAAGAGCAGUAAAGAUGAGCUGGGAGCCUCCGCCAUCUUGGCCGUCGCCCUGGACAACUCCAUGGGAGGCGUGGCUACGCAGGUGCGUGUGACUCAGGGCCAAGAACCUCCUCACCUGCUGAGCCUGUUCGGGGGCAAGCCCCUGGUGGUGCACCUGGGCGGGACGUCCCGCAAGGGCGGCAACAGCGAUCCCAGCACCACCCGCCUCUUCCACAUCCGACAGAGCUCCACCAAGGCCGUCCGGGCCGUGGAGGUGGCGGCGGACGCGUCCUCUCUCAACUCCAACGACGCAUUUGUGCUGAAGUGGCCCAAGGGGACCUUUGUGUGGAAGGGUCGCGGGGCCACGCCGGAGGAGCUGGCCGCCGCCAAACAUGUGCUUGGCAUCCUGGGCGGCGGCACCCCCGUGGAGGUGGCCGAGACCAAGGAGCCCGAGAACUUCUGGAAGGUGCUGGGCGGCCGCAAGGACUACCAAACCUCGCUGACCCUCCAGACGGCCAAAGUGUGGCGACCCAGACUCUUUGAAUGCUCCAACGCCAGCGGACGCAUCCACGUGGAGGAGGUCCCCGGAGAUUUGGACCAGCUGGACCUGGAGACCGACGAUGUCAUGAUUCUGGACACGCACUGCCAGCUCUUCGUGUGGAUCGGCAAGGACGCCAACGAGACGGAGAAAAAAGGAGCGGCGCGCAUCGCCGAGGAGUACUUGAAGUCGGACCCGAGCGGCCGCCGCGGGACUCCCGUCAGUACCGUCAAACAGGGCGAGGAGCCGCCCUCCUUCACCGGCUGGUUCCUGGCCUGGGACCCCACCCUGUGGGACAAAGACCCCCUGGUCAUCUUCGGCGCGCGUUGAGCCGCAAAUCGCUUCGCCUCGUCGCGCGCUCCGGCGCCGCCUGCCUUUUUUGUCACUUCUGACCCAGUGGGCGGAGUCAUCUCGCUCGCUCAUCAUCUCUCAUCUCUCAGCU
This is a messenger RNA of Hippocampus zosterae (dwarf seahorse), 2435 nucleotides long. RefSeq names its product gelsolin-like. Gene Ontology annotation, cellular component: cytoplasm; actin cytoskeleton. The transcript has 17 exons. The coding region runs from base 161 to 2323 and encodes 720 amino acids. Gene Ontology annotation, molecular function: phosphatidylinositol-4,5-bisphosphate binding; actin filament binding. NCBI's taxonomy places the organism in Eukaryota, Metazoa, Chordata, Actinopteri, Syngnathiformes, Syngnathidae. Gene Ontology annotation, biological process: barbed-end actin filament capping; actin polymerization or depolymerization; actin filament severing. The record is from RefSeq and is a predicted model, not a curated record.